AAUUGGUACUUGGAUGUAUUAUGCUGAAUCCUAAAUUUGUGGUUGCCAUAAGACUUGUAUCGAUUAUCAAGCAACAAGUUGUCAAGUUUGGCCUACAAGCUAAAUUUUAAUACUAGGGAAUGGUUCUCUGAUAUAAACUAAUACUAGACAAGGCCACCUGAAUACCCACAUGGUUUUUCUUCCAAAGACUUGAAUCAAGGCAGUCAACAUCGACGUGAUAUGUCCUCAGCUUGAAGCUAUAAAUCUUGCUCAUCUUUCCAUUCUCAUUCUCAACCAAGCACUUCUUAAUUCCUCAUCAUCACAGUUCAAUCCAAGUCCUAAAUUCCAAAAAACAAAACAGAAAACUUAACUUAUUAAAUCAGACAACAACCCACAAAAUGAUCAGUACAAAUAAGCUGAUUAAAAUGGCAAGGAAGUGGCAAAAACUAGCAGCUGCGAGCAGAAGAAGAAUUGCCUGGUCAAAAACAGUUGCUGAAAAGGGACACUUUAUAGUUUACACAAGUGAUAAAAGACAGUUUAUGAUCCCUUUGGCAUACCUCAAUAGUGAAAUUUUCACAGAGUUGCUUAGAAUGGCAGAAGAAGAGUUUGGAGUAGCAGCUGCAGGGCCUAUUACACUGCCUUGUGAUUCACGUUUUAUGGAGUAUGCAAUGUCUAUGAUUCAAAGACACGUAACCGAGGAAUUGCAGAAAGCACUGAUCAUGUCCUUAGCUACGUGCAGUUAUUCAGCAUUCUCAAAUGACCUUCAACAACAAAAUUCUCAGCAAAUGUUAAUCAGUAGCUUUUAGAAACUAACCUAGGUGUUUUGUAGACCUACAAUUUCUCAAUUAACUUUAAAUAAAAUUAAUCCUUAGAAAAUUCUUUUUCGCCCACAAUUAUAAAAGACAAAGACUUUUCAAAAAAAAAAAUAAAAUUCAUGGAUUAUAAUAUAGAGAAUUAAGAAAAAAUCAAUGAUAACCCUUGACCUGUUGGGUAAAAAUCGAUCAUCCCAAUAAACCGUUAAAACAGAUGUACUUAAUUUUGUUGAUCAACAUGAUCACAAGAUGGUUAAUCACAAGCUGCACUCACAGAAAUGGUUACCUGAUAUAUUAUAGUGAAUAAAGUAACAUCCAUCUUUUAUUAUGCUGAAUUCUAAUUUAUGUGGUUGCCAUAAAAACUUGAAUCAAUUAUCAAUUAACAAGUUGUCAAGUUUGGCCUACAAGUUUUGAUAUCUAUGAAAAUGAUAAUUUGAU
Molecule: messenger RNA, 1229 nt
Organism: Amaranthus tricolor (Joseph's coat)
Lineage: Eukaryota; Viridiplantae; Streptophyta; Magnoliopsida; Caryophyllales; Amaranthaceae
Product: auxin-responsive protein SAUR64-like
Exons: 1
Coding region: 378-785 (135 amino acids)
Biological process (GO): response to auxin
Source: RefSeq, a predicted model, not a curated record